AUGUGGACGGCAUCAUGUGCCCCUAACGCUGUGUCUAGAAGGGCUUUUUCAACAUUUCGGGUGCUGAAACAUGACAAUCCCCUAGGCCUUCCACGCUCUGGGACACCUCCAUCCUUUCCUCGCCGCCGUGGACUACCUGAAAAGCGCAAGAUUCGAGAUGUCAAGAAAGUGGUUGCGGUUUCGUCAGCGAAGGGUGGCGUUGGCAAAUCAACCGUUGCUGGUGGGUUGAUAGCACUUUCUGCCCCUAUCUGUUUCUUAUUUGCUUUCAAUGCGUUGCGUGUCAGUGUUUCACUGUGCUUUCCGAUCAAAGCUAAACUGGUCGCCGAAUAUACAGUAAACCUCGCCCUCUCCUUUGCUCGACGAGGCAUCAAGGCCGGGAUUCUGGACACCGAUAUCUUUGGCCCAUCUAUUCCAACUUUACUCAACCUUUCUGGCGAGCCUCGACUCGAUGAAAACAACUGCCUUGUCCCUCUCACUAAUUACGGUCUCAAGUCUAUGUCCAUGGGAUACUUACUACCACAGACCCAGGCAGAUACCACUACAGGCGAAGUCCCAAUGGACACAACUCCCAUUUCGUGGCGCGGUCUAAUGGUGACCAAAGCAAUGCACCAACUCCUCCACUCAGUAUCAUGGGGACCCUUGGAUGUGCUCAUCUUGGAUCUUCCCCCGGGCACUGGUGAUGUGCAAUUGACUAUCAACCAAGAGAUCAUCAUCGACGGCUCAGUGAUUGUGACAACACCCCAAGAUAUUGCCCUGCGCGAUGCUGUGCGCGGCAUUGGCAUGUUCCAACGAAUGGAUGUCCCCGUCCUCGGCAUGGUCCGGAACAUGGCUUACUUCGCCUGUCCCAACUGCGGACAUCAGACUCGAAUCUUCUCUCACGGUGAUAGUGACCACUCAUGCGGCGAGGACCGUGGUGUCUUAGCGCAGUGUAAGCGGCUGGGUGUCGAUUUUCUGGGGGUAUUCCUCUCGAUGCGCAAGUGUGCGAAGACGCUGACCGUG
Messenger RNA from Penicillium maclennaniae, 999 nucleotides. Its product is annotated as Mrp/NBP35 family ATP-binding protein. Gene Ontology annotation, cellular component: mitochondrion. Gene Ontology annotation, biological process: iron-sulfur cluster assembly; mitochondrial respiratory chain complex I assembly. The annotation marks the transcript as partial. The record is from RefSeq and is a predicted model, not a curated record. Gene Ontology annotation, molecular function: 4 iron, 4 sulfur cluster binding; ATP binding; ATP-dependent FeS chaperone activity. The transcript has 3 exons. NCBI's taxonomy places the organism in Eukaryota, Fungi, Ascomycota, Eurotiomycetes, Eurotiales, Aspergillaceae.